Molecule: messenger RNA, 15634 nt
Organism: Sus scrofa (pig)
Lineage: Eukaryota; Metazoa; Chordata; Mammalia; Artiodactyla; Suidae
Source: RefSeq, a predicted model, not a curated record
AGAGCGGAAGGGGUCAGCAGGUUGCGCCUGCGCACUCUGUAGACUAGGCGCCUCCGCCUCCGCGGCCAGGGUACCAGGCGAGGGUUUCUUGGCGGAAUGGUGCCACGGUGCCAGGUUGAAGUGUUGUAUUUUGCAAAAAGUGCUGAAAUAGCAGGAAUUCGCUCAGAGACCAUUUCUGUGCCACAAGAAAUAAAAGCAUUGCAGCUGUGGAAUGAGAUAGAAACUCGCCAUCCUGGGAAAGAUAUGAAUGAAGUUGAAGAGAAAUCUAAAGAUAUAAUAAAGUUCACCUCUGAGAAACUUUCAAUAGAUGAAGCUUCACAGCUGGUGAUUUCUCCUGUCUGCGGUGCAGUAUCCCUAUUUGUAGGAACUACAAGGAAUAACUUUGAAGGCAAGAAAGUCAUUAGCUUAGAGUAUGAAGCAUACCUACCAAUGGCAGAAAAUGAAGUCAGAAAAAUUUGUAGUGACAUUAGGCAGAAAUGGCCAGUCAGACAUAUAGCAGUGUUCCAUCGACUUGGCUUAGUUCCAGUGUCAGAAGCUAGCAUUAUCAUUGCUGUGUCAUCAGCCCACAGGGCUGCAUCACUUGAAGCUGUGAGCUAUGCCAUUGAUAAUUUAAAAGCCAAGGUGCCCAUAUGGAAAAAGGAAAUGUAUGAAGAAUCACCAUCAUCUUGGAAAAGAAACAAAGAGUGCUUUUGGGCAACGAGUGACUCAACCACUUAGGUUUUUAGAGUCCUAAGAUUUAAACUUGGUGUAAACUCUUACCUUUAAUCAUGUUUUAAUUUUUUUCUCCAGAAGACAGGUUACUGAACAUAGUCUCUUACGUGACACUAGUGGAAAGCAAAAUAAAUGAAUGUUUAGAUGAGGGCUUAUAUGGGAACUAGAGAUAGAAAAAAGAAAGGCUUUAGGGAGAAAAAUGGAAGAAUAACUUAAAUGUGAGAAAAGAUGCCUGUGGGAAGCAUAUUAUUCCAUGACUGAGUUGUCAUUUUAACUUGACUCACACUGAGUGAGGCCUCUCCUAGAUACCUCUGAGGCUUGCCCCCAGCCUCUGUCCCUUCACCCAGUGAUGGCAUUCUUAUCAGGGAUGCCUUUGGGGAAUGGUGGCAAAACUGGAAGGUCUAAAGUCUCCGUAUCAGAUAUCCUUGAUAAUCAUAUAUUUUUAGAAUUUAUGUAUUUAAAAAAUAGGCUAUAUAAACAUGAUUUUAAAAGUUUAAAAGCAAUAUUUUCCUGUUUUUUAAAAUUCAGUGAUAAUACCUAAGGUUUUUCAUGAUAUGGAGAUUUCUAGUAUUUCAGAGUCUAUAAUCUUACUUACCAUAAUACUUAUAUUUUAUUAGUAUUAGUAUUAGAGCAAUAUAUAAAUUAGCAUAAAUUGUUGUAAAACAAGGCAGACGAGCAACAAAGGUGCUUUUUAUUAUAAUGUUAAUUAUAAAAUUGGGCCAACAACCAAUUAAAAAGGAAAAUUUUAUGAUUAUUUAGUAAAGCAUGUUCAGAUAAUUUUAAUUGCUUUAAGCAACAUUAUCAUUAGUGAAGUCAUUAAUAAAGUUAUAUUUUCUGCAAGAUCUUCAUACUAAAUAAUGCUCCAGUUUUUGCUUGAUCAAUCUAUAGACUAUCUUGAUAGAUCUUAGUGUAUAAGUUCCAUAUAAUUCUUUUUUACUGAAGUAUAGUUGAUUAACAACAUUGUGUUUCAGGUGUACAGCAUAGUGAUUCAGGGUUUUUUUUACAGAUUAUAUUCCAUUAUGGGUUAUUGCAAGAUGGUAUAAUUCCCUGUGCUGUACAGUAAGUCUUUGUAGCUUGUCUGUUGUAUGUAUAGUAGUUUGUAUCUGUUAAUUCCAGACUCCUAAUUUGUCCUUCUCCCCUCCCUCUCCCCUUAAACCACAAGUUUGUUUUCUAUGUCUGUGAAUGUUUCUGUUUUGUACAUUGAUUCAUUUGUGUUAUUUUUUAGAUUCCACAUGUAAGUGAUAGCAUAAAAUAUUUGUCUUUGAUUUAUUUCACUAACAUAAUAUUCUCUAGGUCCACCCAUAUUGCUGCACAUUGCAAUAUUUUAUUUUAAUGGUGAGGAAUAUUCCAGUGUGUGUGUGUGUGUGUGUGUGUUUGUUUGUGUGUGUGUGUAUCUCACAUCUUUUUAAGCCAUUUGUGUGUUGAUGGGCACUUGGGUUGCUUCCAUGUCUUGACUAUUGUAAAUAGUCAUGCCAUGAACUUUGGGGUGCAUGUAUCUAUUUGAACUACAGUUUUUGUGUUUUCCUGAUAUAUAUAUAUACCCAGAAGUAGAAUUGUGGGUCAAUGGUUUUAGUUUUUUAAGGAACCUCCAUACUGUUUUCCAUAGUGGCUGCACCAGUUUACAUUACCACCAGCAGUGUAGGAGGGUUCUUUUUUCUCCACACCCUCUCCAGCAUUUAUUAUUUGUAGUCUUUUUGAUGAUGGCCAUUCUUUUUUUUUUUAAUUUUUAAUGAUUUUUAUUUUUUCCAUUAUAGUUGGUUUACAAUGUUCUAUCAGGUUUCUACUGUACAGCAAAGAGAUCCAGUCACACAUAAUAUAUACAUUCUUUUUUUUGCACAUUAUACUCCAUCAUGCUCCAUCACAAGUGACUAGAUAUAGUUCCCAGUGCUAUGCAGCAGGAUCUCAUUGCUUAUCCAUUCCAAAUGUAAUAGUUUGCAUCUAUUAACCCCAGAUUCCCGGUCCACCCCACUCCCUCCCCCUCCCCCUUGGUAGCUACAAGUCUGUUCUCCAAGUCCACGAGUUUCUUUUCUGUGGAAAGUUUUAUUUGUGCCAUAUAUUAGAUUCUAGAUAUAAGUGAUAUCGUAUGGUAUUUGUCUUUCUCUGAGUUACUUCAGUUAGUAUGAAGGUCUCUAGUUCCAUCCAUAUUGCUGCAAAUGGCAUUAUUUUGUUCUCUUUUAUGGCUGAGUAGUAUUUGACUGUAUACAUAUACCGCAUCUUCUUAAUCCAUUUAUGAUGGCCAUUCUGAGUGGUGUGAGGUGACAACCUCAUUGUAGUUUUGACUUGCAUUUCUCUAAUACUCAGUGGUGUUGAAACAUCUUUACAUGUGCUGUUAGCCAGCUGUUUCCCUUCUUUGAAAAAAUAUCUGUUUGGGUUUUCUGCCCAUUUUGUGAUUGGGUUGUUUUUUCACAGUGUAUAAGCUGUUCUCUAUUUCGGAUGUUAGCCCCAGCCCUUUGGUCUGCCCCAGCAGUUGACCCAUCAACCAUCCGGGCUUGUCUUCAACCGGGUGUGGGACCCCAUGACUGGGAGGCCCAGUCUGUGGCUUGACCUGCACACCCUGCAGGGAGGGUUCGCCCCUACAGACCUUCUCUUCCUUUCAGAUCCCUUCUGAGGGUGAUGGUCCCAACGUAAUGCCCUUUUCCCAUCCUCCCCAAGUUAUGUGGAUAUCUUUCUUGCAGCCUCGGUUGUAUAGGAGUUGUUCUGCCAGUUUCCAGUUAGUUUUCUGUGGGAAUUGUUCCACAUGUAGAUGUAUUUUUGAUGUGUUUGUGCGGGGAGGUGAGUGCCGUGUCUUUGUACUCCACCAUCUUUAUCUGACCUAAAUAUUUUUAGAGUAAUAAAAUAUCGGCAUAAUUUAGGGCAGUUGACAUCAUAAAAUUUUCAUUAUACAUAUUGGGAACAAAGACAUACUUUCAUUAGAUUGUUUUUUUGUGUUUUUUUAGGAAUAUUAUUUGUUACACCUAGUGAAACAUUUUUUUACCUCAGGAAGUCAUUUAUUCAACAAAUAUUGACUACCUUUUCUGUGCUGCACAUCCAGCAGUGGUCCUUGUCCACCAACCUUACAUACCAUGAGAAGAUCCUGCAUCCUGUCUUUGGCUGGGACCUACAAAACCUAAGGAAUCUCCUGCUGAUUUGGUGCUUAUUCCUUAACCUGUCCAGAGAUUGGGCCGGAAGAGUCCUGGGAAGGCAGGCAAACCCUCACCAACUGUUCCGCUGUUCCCUUACUGAUGUGGGGUUGCCUGGCUUGUCUCAACCUUACCCUUUCUGGAGUCAGUGCUUCCCUCUCCCUCCACCAAACUUUAUCCUAUUCCCAUUGGAGAACAACGGCUGGCAGUUGGAUAAGAGUACAGUUACAUUCUAUGAAAGUACGUUAUCAUGAGGUAUUAGUCCACCAGAUAGUCCCAGGACUUUGUACCCACAUUCAUGUGGUUUUUGUUUAUUGCAUAUGUUCGUAUGAUUAUGUGUGAAUUUAAGGUUUUUUUACUCAGGUAUUUCUUUAGAGGAUCUUCAUUGAUGAUAAUUAUAUUUUUUAAAAAUCUAAAACACUCUCUAAACAUGUUUUUAAAGAAUCAUGUCUUCAUUAAGUAAGGAACACAGACUAUUAUGCUUUUAAGUCUCCAGACAGAGGUUAAAGAGUCAGUGUGGGUCAUGCUAAAAUUGGGAUGGAAUGUCCCUGACAGUUUUUAUUGCAUUGCACUGGGUUUAAGUAGGGUCUUCAUUGAAGUAUUUUGUGAUUUUGUGGAUAUUUUGCCAUUUGGAAAGAUGUCAAGUCACAAUAUAUUUUCAGUAUCUUUUGAGAAUAGUGAUUAGGAAGCCAGAAAUUUGAGUCUUGAUCAUGCGACCUUAGAUUCCUGAAUGAACCUAUUAGAGAAUUUGAAAACAAUUCCUGGGUGUCUCUUGAAUUCAGUCAUUUCUUUAUACACUCCUGCAUUUGUCACCUAAGCUACCACUCCAUUUCUCUUGGACUGUUUCUGUGGCCUGGUGACAGUCCCCCUCUCACAUCCCACUUGGGUCAGUUCAUCAUCUUGCUUGAACCUUUUCAUAGGUAAUCACAUCUUAGGACCUCAGAAUCCUCACCUACAACUGAGCGGGCUCCUGCCUGCCCUCCUCAUUGCUCUUGCUCAGGCUCCCUCCUCUGUGUGGCAGGCAGUAGGCGGCAUUUCCCUUGGGGCCCUUACUUGUCCCUUUGUCUAGAAUGCUCAGCUCCAGGUGUUUCCAUAAUCUGCUUCCUCGCUUUAUUUCCUCACUUCCUGCCUGAUUCAGUGUUACCUCCUCAGAGACCCUUCUCUGACUACCCUAGUUAAAACUGGAAUCCUGUUCCCUUGCUCUGCUUUAUAUCUUGCUGUGGCACUUACCACUCACUACCUGAUGUACUACAUCUAUUAGUUUAUUUCCAUAACUAUACUGUCAACUUCUUGAGGCCAGGGGCUUUUGUCUCCAUCAUCACAGUGUCUGACCAUGACAUUCACAAGAGUUAGACAUUCUCUUAAGGGGGUAGUGAUUUGUGUGGUGUAGUUAGGCAGCUCACCCAGCAGAGGGCAGUAGAGCCAGGGCUAUAGUAACAACAAUUUAAGUUUGCUUUUUAGUUGGUUACUUUUAUUUUGUACAGAAUCAAAAAGUUCAGUUCGGUUAGUAGCCUUUUUCUUUUAGUUAGGUUGGUGUGGUCCUCAGAUGGAAAUCAGUCCCUGUUUUUGAAAAAGAUGAUUUCCAGUCUUUAGUUGGUUCUUAGUUUAAAAGGUUAUAUUAGGAUGAGGAAUUUUUAAAAUGUUCUGUGUAGUUUUAAAAAGCAAUGUAGAAUAAACAAAAGGAAUUACUUUUUAAAAAUGUAUAAAUGUAAGACUUUUUUCCAGUUUGGGACAGAAUGGUAGCUUGUUACAGGUCUUUAGCAGCACUUCCUAACCUACACUGUGAUAAAAAAAAAUGAACAUACAAAGCACCCCAGACACACCUACUGAUAGUAGUUCUGCAGUAAGCUUCCCUUAUGAUAUGGUUCACCAGAACUGAGGAAGGUGUGUGGGUGGGAAAAGCAGCACAAACCGCACAACCUUUGCAUUGAUGCAUCUUCUAUGCAAUGACAGCUGGUAUGUACCUUGUUUUAUAAUUUCAGCACAUUCAUUUCAGCAUAUUUAAUCCUUAAGAAUAUGUAAACCUACUUGCUUACUAGUAAAUUUUUUUUUGUGAAAAGCUAUGCAGAUGACUGCUCUUGCAGGCUGCAGCAGUUUGGCCAUUUUUUUCCUUCUAUUUCAAGUACUUAUUUAUGUCUAGAGGUUAAGAUGUGCAUCUCAGACUUUAAUAUGAAUCAUCUGGCCAUCUUGUUGAAGUUCCAGUUUGAAUUCAGUUCUGUGUGAUACCUGAGAUCUACGUUUUAUAAUAGGAUCCAGAUGAUGCAGCACCUUCUACCUGUUGACCACAUCAAGAGGAACAAGGCUUUACAUCUAGUCCCUAAACUAUGAAGGCAGUCUAAGGUUCCUGCAAAGCAUCUUUGUGACCACUGCUAUUAAUGUAAAAGGUUAGACACAUCCUCCCUCUUCUCUACUGAGUCUUGAGUGUGUUCUGAAGCACAGUGAGUACAUAAGUACAGUGAAAUAAGUCAGAAAAUUCAAAUUCCAAAGUAAAUAGCUUUAUUUUCAAAAUGAGUAAUGAUAUUCAGUAAUGUGGUAUGUAAAGAGUGGUUUACAAUUAAAUAAUACUUUGAUUCUCAUACUUUAAUAGGAGAAAAGCUAAUUUAGUUUGUUGAUUGCUGCUCCAAUUUGAUUUUUAUUUCUCGGAAAUCAAAUGAAUUGUGAAACUCGAUGUACAAACCUGCGUGCAUUUUUAUAUUUUCGGCGGAAAGAAAAAAGACAAAAACCAGUUAAUCCCAAAAAAGCAAAUAUACUUAUCACAUCUUAAAUUUUUACACAUUAUGUAUGAAGGAAACUAAGACAAUGUCUUUAAAAAAUAUACAAUUUUAACAUAAUUGUGCAAUAUAUACAGUUUGACCUUAUCUGCCAAAAUAAAUCAGGUACAUAUGAAACCAUCUAUUUAUAUUUACAUAAUGGCUACAUUUUCAUUCUUUAAGGUUGAGAAAUAGUUAACAUUUUUAUUUCAAAUUUUACCCCCAUGUAUACUUCUUACCGCUAGCUAGUCUUUGGAUUGAUUAAAAUGAGUAUGCGUUAAUGAGGGCAUAGUCCUAAAAAGUUGUGUAUAUAAUUAUUUUUUGUGUGCAAGUAGAAAGAUUAAAGAUGGACCAGGGAGCUCAGUUUGAGAAAUCCUGUUUAAUGGUUUAUAUAAUGGUGUCCUAAUUCAUUAGUUUUCAUAAAUUAAGUUAUAGUUGUGUAUAAUAAAUUACAUUAUAAAAUUAUACCUUUUAUAAUAACUUUUAGUAUAAUCACUUGUGUGAUUAUGAUAAAUUGGUUUUAGUUUUCACAGUUAAUAACUUUUACUACUUUAUAUAAAUAACAUAGGCAGCUAGGAAUCUGUCCAGUUCUCAUUUUGCUGCUAAAAUGAACAAUGAACAAUUUCAAAUCUUGAUACAGUUUCUUCUGUUUUGCUAUGUUAUUAUGUCAUAAGGCUCGUGUGGCAACCAUGCAUGAAGCAACUCAAUUUUUAUCACAUUCUAUGAAUAUUGUCUAUAUACCAUUUAUGAAAUGGAAACUGUAAGAUGGCAUCAUUUAAGCCCCAUAUUUCCUCACUUUUAAAACAAAAGUAUGGCUGAAUACGAAUAGUUAGCUAUGUCUUUCAAACAAUUCUUUAAUUUCUGGGAUGAAUACUUAGUCUUUGCUUAAAAAGUGCUGGAGAAAUACUCCUCGCUAGAGUCUCUGCCUCAAAUCUGUGAUCUGACAAUGCUGUAUACUCAGGCCACUUGCUCUUAGUGCAGCGGUUCUCAGUCAGAAUGAUUUUGCCUCCUAGGAGGUGUUACACAUUGUCUGGAAACAUGGUCACAACUAGGGGGAGAGGUUGCUUCUGGUUGGUGGUAGAGAGGCCAGGGAGGCUGCUAAACAUCCUACAAUGCACAGGACAGUCCCCUGAAAAAAAUUACCUGGCCCCAAAUGUCAGUAGUGUCAAAGAUGAGAAACCCUUCCUCAGUGUGGUAAACGGUACAGAGACAAGUGGCCAUUUUUCAGUCUGUAGUAAUCCAGCUUCUUCAUGGCAACAGUACCGUCAAGGAGGAUUAUCUAAGGCACAAGGCUUGCCAGAGCUCACAAGCUCGCUGUGUGUAUGUGACCUCAGUUUAGCUUAGUUUAAGGAUGGUGAGGCAGAGUAACCUAACAGGAUGACAUGUAUAACUCAUAGUAUGUUACACUGAACUAGUAUAUAGAUAUAUACAGCAGUGACUCAGUUUAUUAAAUAGUCUGUAUCAAUUAAGGACCAGUUUCUCCUCCACUCUUUUUAAAAAAGUAAUUAUCCUUGGAAUGAAACAGUGUUUGAACCCACACGGCUGUUAUAAGAAUUGGGCUCUAGCAGUGUAACUAGAAAGUACCAUGCUGUUUUUGCUAUAAACCCGUGAUAUUUUAUGUCUAAUUUUUUUUUAAUCCCUUUGUUUUGUCAAAUACAAAUAAAUCACGGAAGUGUACAGACAGGCCUACCUGGUCAUGGAGGCCAGGCGCAUGCAUGAGCUGAUUCCUGUUUCCCUCUGACUUCUCUUUGGAGUCAGAUUCUUGGAGGAUUGUCUAUUUGUCUUAUAAGAAACCCAGAUUGUGGGUUUUUAAAUUUAAAAGCGUCACUGCUAAGCUCCAGCCCAGUCUCCUCAUUUCGUAAUGAGGACACUGAAGUUUAGAGUCUGAGUGACUUGUCCAGAGCUUUCAGUAUGUACUUUCUGACAUAAAAGUCCCCACAGCCUUCGCCUGUGCCCUUUCCCCCCGACUCUCUCCUAGAGAUCGUGUGGGCUCAGAAGUAGAGAAAAGAAGGUGCAACUAAGUGGUGUUCCUCGUGGUGGCCCAUUUACAUCACAAGGACUGGGGACACUUGUUAAAAUAUGGGUCACACGACCUCAUUCCACCCCAACUAAACCUGACUCUCAGGAUCUGGGGCCUGAGACUCUACACCUGGUGAGCAAACUCCAGGGGAAGGUCUUUCUUCUGGAAGUUUAAGGCCUCCAGAAACAGACAAGUAGAGCGGGUGCCUGUGCUAAUUUGAUGGCUUUUGAUGUCUCCUUGUAGCGUCUUGAAAAAUUCCUGAGAUGUUUUACCUUGUUUAUGCUGUCGGAAGUCUCAGCAAUUAGAAGUUCACUUGGACUUAUUUUUCUUACAUAUUUAGCAACAAAUGAAAGUAGCUCUCUGAAGUUAAGGGGAUUAUACAGUAAUUCAGGCAAGUGUGGAAGUUAAACAGAUGGCAUCCUUCUCACAUCUGGAGAAGAGCAGCUGCCCUGGGAAUGAAGGAUUUAGACAAGGGGUUCCAGGAGGGUGGAUAACUCUGCACUCCUGGAGAGGAAGGGGGGCAGCAGCCGAAUGGGUGCAUCAGGAGGUGGAAGAGAGAUUCGGUGAAGGAUUCCAAAGAAACUACUCAUCUCUCAAAAAUGCAGAAGGUCCUUGCCAGCCAGCCAUUCAAGUCAGCCAUUGUGUGUCCUGAAGGAAAAAGGAAAUUUCUUCUUCCUUCCAGGCAGGGCCACUGGCAGCGGACAGGAUCAUGCCAUAAAUGUUGUUACAGACUAGAAACAAAAGUUUGUGCUUUGGCCUCUAAACGCCCCCCUUCCCCUUAAAUGGAGAUUUUUCUCUGCAGGAGCGCUCCUACCAGUCAUUCUAGCACGUUAGGAUAAGAAUACCAUGGAAGGAAAGGGGGCUCUGAAGAAGCAAGUGUGGGCUGACAACAGCACAUUGUACCUAGUUUAUAAACCAAAUUAUCACUGAAAAUACCUUCUAUGGCAAUUUUGGAUGAGCAGCAGAAAUUCAAGACCAGUGGUUUUUUAUUAUUCCCCAUCAGCACUAAUAUCCUAAUUAUAUAUUGAUUCUACUUCACUUUCAUUGUUUAAAAACAAUCAUUUUAAAUGGUUCCCCACCACCACCCCUAAAAUCUCAGAAAGGUUAUAGUUUUCUUUAAGACUUCUCCUGUUUGGAAGCAUUUUGUAUUUCUGCUACAAUGUACAUUAUAAUGUAAACUCCGGACCAGCCAGCAGAAAGAUCACUCCCCCCGAACCCGAAUAUAAAAUAAGUCCUUGAGUCUUUAGACACCUACCCUCCCAACCCCCCCACGCACCCCCAAUUUCUUUCCAAACUGACCUGCAGUUUUUUAAAAAUAAAAUAUCAGGCUAGUUUACCUGUUACAUUAAAAAUUACACUGCGGUUUUUAAACAACCCAUUCAUGAGAACAGUAAACCCUGGCUGUGAUGCUGCUACUUCCUCUGCAGUGGGAACUGCUGGGUGAUUCAGCUGUUGAGUUCUGUGGUCUCAUCAAUUUCAUCUGGAUUUUUGGUCAUUUUUUCAUAUUUUCUUUUGAAGAAUCCGAGCUGUAAAAGGAUGAUGUAAAAUUGUUACCACUUCUAGCUGAUUUUGUUUUGGUCCAGCACCCCCUUGCUAGUGCUGCUUCUAAAGCAUCCACUGGAAACUGGGGGGCUCUGGAGAAGCCAGUGUGCAAAGUGCUAACCUGGCAUCAGCCCUUCAGCGAGGAGAUGAAUACCCAGAGUUGAAAUGACUUGCACCAGGUAAAUUUUUCAGGGUGCACUUAUUUGCAGCUGAAUAAAACCUUCCCGGAUGAAAGGCAAGUUGGAAAAAAGGGAUCCAGAACAAAGAGAUAAAAUCCUUUCUGAUUGUUUUCAAGAACAUGAGUGAGAACUUGCAAAUAAAUUUGACAAUUCUUUUUUUCUUUUUGCCAUUUUUUGGACCACUUCAGUGGCAUAUGGAGGUUCCCAGGCUAGGGGUCAAAUCGGAGCUGUAGCCGCUGGCCUAUGCCAGAGCCACAGCAACGCGGGACCCAGCUGUGUCUGCAAUCUACACCGCAGCUCACGGCAACACUGGAUCCUUAACCCACUGAGCAAGGCCAGGAAUCAAACCCGCAACCUCAUGGUUCCUAGUUGGAUUCGUUAGACACUGCGUGCCAGGAUGGGAACUCCUCUUUUUUUCUUAUAAUGGAGGAGGAAGUACCAUAUAAAACUUAAGAGUUGCUGUGUGAUGGGGAAAGUCAAGGCCUAUCUUUAGGACCUCUAUUUUUAAAUAUGAAACAUUUCUUACCUUCCAUAAAACUGCAACCAAAGCUAAUAGCAAAAGGAUUCCAGCAAUUACACUUCCUAUUAUAACUCCAGUUGGUACUUCAGCUUUCUCAUGGGGUUUCAUUAUUGUAAUGGGAAUCUGCAAGUGUAUAUACAAAACAAUUGUGUUAUCUCAACACCUCAUUUUCCUGAAAUGUACUUUUUAAAUAUUUUUAGUACUCCCCUCCCCCCAGGCUAAAUUUAUAGCACUUUGAUUUUUAAGUCCAUGUUUCCUUUGGCUCCCUUUCUGACUUUCCACACCCCAGCCUCUGAAGGGAGGGUGUGGGCCUUCACUGAUUCUCAGAUCCUAAACCAGAAGCAGGAAAGCAUCCUCUAUGUGGAGUCAUUUUAGCUGACACAGCGGUGCUGUGAGCUCCACUCAGUCAUUGAACGAGGUCCAGAGUUCACAAGGCCAUUGGCUUUUUAACCAAGUCCAUAGGCUGCAGCAGUGGAUUGAUGCCAGCCACCAAGCCGGCCUUGGGGGCAGAGUCUUGAAUUGGUUUCCAAUUCCUAACAAAAGCAUCAGGAGGGAAAUGCUCAGGACUCUGCCAGGGGAUUAGCUGAGCAUGGAAAUCCCACUCUAUCUAAAUAUGGCGUAUUCUAACCAGAGUUCCAGUGCAAAGGAAAGCUAUCUUGUGCCAGCUCUUGGAACAGUGAGCCUUUGUUUUCUGUGAAUGUAUGUUUCUUUGCCAAACCUUUUUUUCUUUUUUUUUUCUUUUUUAAUCAAGAGAAGCAUUUAUAGUUUUCUAGACUAAAGAUCUAAUGAAUGGAUGUUUCACAGUGUCAGUGUAUAGUUGUAAGGAGUGCUACUGGAAGAAAAAAGCCUUCUAAUACAUGCCUUGUUUAUUAAAGCAUACUUCAGCACUUCUUUUUAAAUACUCUAAAACACUAUGUAUGAUUCAAAUGAGCAGGACUUAGAUUUCACGGCCUCGGAUCGAGACUGCUUUGUGUAAGCAUGAGCAGAAAAGGAGCAGCUGGUGGUGCAGGCCAGGCCCAGAGGAGGGAGAAGGGAGCCACAGCAAGAUGGAGCCCCUUCUGUUGUGCCCUCCAUCAGGUCAUCACUUCUGAUGCAGCUCUGCCAGUGUGUGGGCAAGGAGGAGGGCAAGGAUACCACCGGGUAUUUUUGCUUUUUGUUUUUGAGUAGAAAACACCCUGGACCAAAAGCUGACCUGAUCAACACUAGACUUGUAGAAUUUCAGUAAGAAACUUGUAUAUACAUAUGUGUGAGAACAAUGAGCAUUCUCACUUGUCAGAAGUGGAAUGCCUGUUCUGGACUCCAGCACCCAUAGGAAGGGAUGUGAUGCACUCACCAUGACAGUGUUUUCUUCGAUCACAUAUAUCUGAGGGUUAUAGGUGUCGAUUUCUGCAGCUGCUGUCAGCUGUACUGUCUGGAAAGUCGACUGCAACAUAAGAAAAAUAAUAUAUUUUAUCCUAGCAGACAUUAAUGCAUAAAACCAGCACGUUCAUUAUUUCCUUGUGGAAAGUGACAAGAACAAAUACCAGCUCUGAAGACUCAAGCAUCUUUUUGUGCUUAAAUCACUGAUGUGACGGACCACACCUGAAAAGUACCUGAGAAACUUAAAACUGUGUGGGUGACCAGGCCCUGCUACCGCAAAUUAAACUGAGUCUCUGGGAGGUGGGGGGCUAGAUAUCAGCAGCUUAAGACCUCUCUCCAGGUGAUUCUAACUUGAAAACAAGGGUUUAGAAAUGAAGUUCUAAAUUUUUAAAAAAUUCUUUUAUUAAAGUAUAGUUGAUUUACAGUGUUGUACCAGGAGUUCCUGUCAUGGCACAGCAGAAACACAAAUCUGACUAGGAACCAUGAGGUUGUGGGUUUGAUCCCUGCCCUUGCUCAGUGGGUUAAGGAUCCAGCGUUGCCGUGAGCUGUGGUGUAGGUUGCAGCCGCAGCUCAUCUGGUGUUACUGUGGCUGUGAUAUAGGCCAGCAGCUGGAACUCCGAUUGGACCCCUAGCCUGGGAACCUCCAUAUGCCACAGGUGCGGCCCUAGAGAAGCAAAAAAGAAAUCCCCAAAAACAAAAAAACCAAUUUUUGCUGUACAGAAAAGUGACUUGGUCAUAUAUAUAUAUAUACACAUACAUACAUACACAUAUACACACACACCCCCAUUUUUAAUAUUAUUUUCCAUCAUGAUCUAUCCCAGGAGGUUGGAUAUAGUUCCCGGUGCUAUACAGUAGGACCUUAUUAUUUAUCCAUUCUAAAUGUAAUAGUUCGUAUCUACUAACCCCAAACUCCCAGUCCCUCCCCCAUGGUACCCACAGUUCUGUUCUCCAUGUCUGUGAAUCUGUUUCUAGCUUAUUCACAGCAACAUGGAUGCAACUGGAGGUUAUAAGUCAGGCAGAGAAGGACAAAUACCAUAAGAUACCACUUAUAUGUGGAAUCUAAAAUAUGGCACAAAUGAACCUAUCUACAAAAUAACGAAGUUUUUUUUUUUUUUGUCUUUUUGCUAUUUCUUUGGAGCCGCUCCCACGGCAUAUGGAGGUUCCCAGGCUAGGGAACCUAGCUGUAGCAACCGGCCUACCAGAGCUGUAGCCACCGGCCUACGCCAGAGCCACAGCAACGCGUGAUCCGAGCCGCGUCUGCAACGCCGGAUCGUUAACCCACUGAGCAAGGGCAGGGAUCCAACCCGCAACCUCAUGGUUCCUAGUCGGAUUCGUUAACCACUGUGCCACGACGGGAACUCCAAAAUAACGAAGUUUUUAAUUGGGAAAGAUCAUACUUUAGAUUUUUAAAAACUUAGUGAAGUUUGUGACAUGAGGGAAAAUUGAAAGCCUGAAUAAGUCACUAUAUGGAAUGGAAAAUUGGAUUAAAAAGGAAGAUUUUGGGGGUACACAUGUGUAAAAUACUGUUUAAGGACCAUGCAUGGGAGAAGAAUCUGAAGAAGAAUGGAUGUGCAUAUAUGUAUAACUGAAUCACUUUGUUGUACAGCAGAAAUUAUAAUACUGUAAAUCAACCAUAUUUCCAAAAUUUAAGAAAAAUUAAGGACCACGCAUGUCAGUGCAGAGACCCUAACUCUUGUGUCAGCACUAUAUAUAACGUAAUAAUUUCAGAUUUCCUAAUCUAAGCAUAUCUAUUAAAAAAAACACUGGGAUUUGGGGCAGGCAUAUAGGAAGGAUAUAUAUCUUACACUGAUGUUAUUAGUAACCUCCUACCAUUAAAUAAUUUUAUAUGCAUUCCUAAAUUGUUACAAAAAAUAAUUAUUUUCCAUUGGAUAUAUUAUUGAUGUGUAUAUUGUUUUCUCUAUAAUCAAAUAUUGAGACUGAUGCUUAUUUUGAAAUAGAAAGCAAUGCCCAGAUUUGACAGCUGCCUUCACAUGCUCUGGGUACUAGGAUUUCAUUUUUCUGGUUACUUGGGCACAUAAUUCAAUAUACUCCAUGAGGGAACUUGCUAAACUCUAUCUGGGAGCCAGAAAGAAUGCAUAUCCAAAAAGUGAGCAGUUCAUUUCCUUUCCACUGGCUCAGUCUUUGAUUAGUCUUAAUUUUCUCAACAUGCAAGAUUACGUCAGAAGUUAACCCUGAUCACUGGUCUUAAAUAUGUAUUAUUUGGGGAACAUUAAAGAAGUAAAAAAAAAAAAAAAAAAAGGAGUCACAGCUAAGCGAAUGCUCAAUUCAUAGUCCUGUAGACUAAAGAUGGAAGAAUUUCCUCACACCACUGAUACGUCUCUCCUGCUUAGCCUGGCCCUUUGCACAGGUACAUGGUAACUUGUGGGAUUAACAGGCAGUGGUAGUACACCAUGCAUACCUGGGAGAGUGAAGUCACACACCUGCUAGCAUUCAACAAACCUCUUCCUUACAAAUGGCAGCCAACAAUGCUAUUGAUCUGGAGGCUUGAGCAAUCACUUUGUGAUGAAAUUACAUGAAAUGAUGACUUACACUGCCUCAGAAAAAGGGUAAAAGGCAGUAUAUUAAUGGGCUCUAAUACAGGAAAUAGGAUUCAUGUUUUAGACUGGAUCUCCUCGGUGGCCUGAGAACAUCCACUUGGCUGUUGAAAUAGCUGAAACAAGGUGGAGGUAAAGAUUUGACCUUUCCUGAAGGAGGAAGACAUGUAGGACUUGAUACACAGUAACUCUCAUGGGUGUUUUUCAGCUUAACUAUCAUGACCAUGUUGCAAAUGCAUAAAUGAUAACACUUGUUCAGAAUUUUGCCCCCAGAAAUGAAACUGCUGCUUUUGAAAACCUUGGGGAAGGUGCUUUAAAAAGUCUUAGAGUUAAAAUGAUAUUGCUUUAAACAAACUCUAGAAAAGCCAAAUGCUUUUUACAGAGCUAGCUUGAUUGCCUUUUGAUUUGCAACAGUCAGUUUUCCUUCCCAGCUGGCAGAGGUAACUAUGAAAACAUUUGUUCCUCAAAUCCAAGGAGCCAAGAACCAACUGGUGAGACUGGGCACCAAAUGGCAGCAGCUGGGAUGAUGGUAUAACUGCCUGCUUCACAUCUUAUAAGAUUUUGAGGUGGCCUGAAGGCUGAAAGCAAAUGUGACUAACAAGAAAACACCAUAAAAGCAAGCAAGCCAGUAGGAAACUUAACUCCUCACUCUUCCACUUCUCUAGUUUUUCCCCUGCCUUCUACAGAGCCUUUCUAUUAUGUCUUUAUCCAAGAAUAUUGCUUAUAUUUUCGUUCUGGGGACAAGUUGGGAGGGAGCCGAGUUCUCUAAUGUUACAUAGCAGGGAAUGGGGUUAGAGGUCAAGAAGUGGUUAGAACAAUAGGGAAGAGAGUAUGGUUGCUAAGUGCCCUGAGAACUGACUGUUCAAAAAAAAAAAAAAA